AUGGCCGCCGAAAUCUCACUCUCCGACUCACCACCUCAAAGCGGUCACAAACGCGCUGCAAGCAGUAUCCGCUCCAUCGGAUCUGGCAAACCAACCACUUCUUCGAAAUUCUCCACGGCAUCAGACAAGUCCUACUACUGCGACCUCCUAGGCCUCCGCACAAAAGAAAAAGACCGCUCCUCAGACGCUUCAGCUUCCCCUUCCUCCUCGCGCCUCUCCACAACCGGCUCCAUCGCCUCCGGCAAGACCGGAUCCUCCACCAGCUCAGACGUAUCAACCCUCACAAAUUCCUCCUCCAAGUCGUCAAUAUCUAUGACCGAGCACGAUCUCUUCGGGACGAAGCUACCGCCUACUGAAGAGGAGUUGGCCCCGACUGCGCCUGAUGCGGUGGAGCUGGAGAGUGGGAAGUUCAAGGUGCCGGAGGGGGUGGAGAAGCAGUUUUUUAAGGAUUUGACGGUGUUGGAGGAUGGGGAGAUGGUGGGGAAGUAUGGGUUGGUGGAGGUUGGGGAAGAAGAUGAGGCGGGUGAGGAGGGCGAGGGGGAGAGUAGGAAGAGGAGGGUUUUGGGGAAGGUUAGGAGGGUUCUUGAGGGGAGUAGACAUGGGGUUAAGGAGAUGUCCCCGGCAAACAGCAUCGGCAGCCAAGUCAGGAUGCGUCUCAUCAACGUUGAUAGCCUGGAGAUCCACGACUUUGGGGACAGUCCACCACCUUAUGCCAUCUUGUCGCAUCGCUGGGAAGGAGCGGAGAUCACAUACGCAGACUAUGUGCGCUGGCAAAGACACACAACCACGUCGGAGCAUGCCUUCGUGAGCAGAAAGGACGACCCAGGAUUUGACAGCAUGGCAUUGUGCCAUGGCGUCCAGGAGAUACGAGCCUUUUGCGAGUUCAUCAAGGCUAUCGAACGAUAUCACGUCGAGGAUCCAUCACUGCCCUACAGAGAGCUUAGGGUUCUAAGAUCGAAGAUACGGCGUACUGUCUGA
Molecule: messenger RNA, 978 nt
Organism: Fulvia fulva
Lineage: Eukaryota; Fungi; Ascomycota; Dothideomycetes; Mycosphaerellales; Mycosphaerellaceae
Exons: 2
Coding region: 1-978 (325 amino acids)
Source: RefSeq, a predicted model, not a curated record